Nicotiana attenuata is the source of this 1604-nucleotide messenger RNA. Its product is annotated as chaperone protein dnaJ 10-like. NCBI's taxonomy places the organism in Eukaryota, Viridiplantae, Streptophyta, Magnoliopsida, Solanales, Solanaceae. The transcript has 10 exons. The coding region runs from base 370 to 1386 and encodes 338 amino acids. The record is from RefSeq and is a predicted model, not a curated record.
CACGUUUUGCACAGAUUCUUUUAACGAAUCAAACAUCUGUUUUGUCGUAAUAUAUAACAAGAAUUUAUGAGGCAUCAAUUUGGUUAUUAGCAGAAUCCGCGGUUAAGGUUUCUGUAUUUAUCAGAGAAUUGGCGAUUGGUUUACGCGCUUAAGCAACACAGCCACACAUCUGAAUGUUCAUACACAAAAUAUAAUUGAAAUAUCAUCAAGAUUUAUUAUUAGAUUCAUACAGCUCCAAUUGAUUAGACCCAAUUCAAUUCAACGAUUUCUCAUUUCUGCAAAAUCAGUCCCAAGUUUGAGCCUUUUAUCAAAUUGCAACAUUGUUGAUUGAUUUCAGGUUGCAGUCAAUUGAACUGCAUUUGAUUAGCAAUGGUGAAGGACACAGUGUACUAUGACUUAUUGGGGGUAGGAGUGAAUGCAACUCCUGCUGAAAUUAAGAGAGCUUACUACUUAAAGGCAAGGACUACGCAUCCAGACAAGAAUCCUGGGGACCCACAAGCUGCUCGUAAUUUCCAGGUUCUAGGAGAGGCUUAUCAGGUGUUGAGCGAUCCCGAGAAACGUGAAAUUUAUGACAAAUAUGGUAAAGAAGACAUGCCGAAGGAUUUGAUGCACCCUGCAGCUGUAUUUGGAAUGCUGUUUGGAAGUGAUGUGUUUGUUGAUUAUGUUGGGGAUCUUAGAUUGGCUUCCAUACAAGCUGUUGAAGAGGAGGAGGACGAAGUUGUUCCUGAGCUUCGUAGACAGAAUAUUCAAGAGAAAUUGAAGAAAUUGCAAAAGGAAAGGGUAGAGAAACUGACAACAAUUCUAAAAGAACGUCUUCAGCCAUAUGUUGAAGGCCGAAAGGAUGAGUUUUUAGAAUGGGCAAAAUCAGAAGCGCAACUUCUUGCUCAAGCUGCUUUUGGUGAGGCUAUGCUGCAUACUAUUGGCUAUAUCUACACAAGGCAAGCUGCAAAAGAAAUUGGGAAUUUGAAAAGAUUCAUGAAGGUGCCAUAUUUGGCAGAAUGGGUAAGGGACAAAGGACACCUAAUAAAAUCACAAGCAAUGGCGGCUUCAGGGGCUGUGGCUUUACUUCAAAUACAAGAGGAACAGAAGAGGUACCAUGAGGAGAACAAAGUAGAGGAUGCAAUCAAAACAAUGGAAGAAAAGAAGGAUAUCAUGAUCAAAUCCCUUUGGCAAAUCAAUGUGGUGGAUAUUGAGUUGACUUUAUCACGUGUUUGCCAAGCGGUCCUUAAAGAGCCCAAUGUUCCUAGGGAUGUUCUCAGGCUACGUGCUAGGGCUAUGAAAAAGCUGGGGACAAUUUUUCAGGGUGCGAAACCAAUGUACAGAAGAGAGAGCAGUUUGCGCAGUGAAAAUACAGACAUGGUAGAUGGUGGUACAUCCUCUAAAUGAAGCUAAAUAUUUUUCACUGUAUUUUUUGUGUAGAUACUUAUAACUGUGCAUUUGUGCUUGAGACUUGUUCAACGUGGUGUACCUUUCUUGUUACUUUUUCGUAUCCCCCUGUUCUUCGAAUACCAGUCGAUUCUUCUACAGCCAAAUCUCAAUUUGUGGAAAGUCUUGGAUCAAUUUUCAUUUGGGUAUAUGCAAGAUCUCUUAAUUCUUCGUGAAUA